UGAACGUGUCUACCUUGGACGCAACUCUAUUCCUUCAUAACCUCUGCCUAUUUGACAUGGAAAUGGCCGUUGUUUUGUGCCCAACUCAUGUAGUGAUUUAGAAGACGCCGUAUUCUUCUGCAGCCAUUUCAACGGCAAAAUCUUUUCAGAGCAUAAAGCUUCUGUACAAGUUGUAGACUGCUGCAAGUGGAAGAUGCACGAGUGAUGGCAUCAAAUUUUAUCUCAGCCCAUGAAGAAAUAUAUAGAGAGUUUUAUCAACCAGCCCUCAUAAUUGCAGGAUGCUCUGUACUUGUAGCAUUGAUCCUCUCCAUCUAUCUCAUUCUCCAACAUCUCAGAUCAUACACCAAUCCUGCUGAACAAAAAUGGAUUGUCGCUAUUGUUUUCAUGGUUCCCAUCUAUGCCGAUGAGUCAAUAAUAUCCUUGUUGUUUCCAAGGUUGUCUCUUGCAUGUGACAUUCUGAGAAACUGCUAUGAAGCGUUUGCCUUGUAUUCUUUUGGGAGUUAUUUGGUUGCUUGCCUGGGUGGUGAAAGUAUGGUCAUAGAACUACUCGAAAAUAAUUCAAGGAAACAGCUUGGCAAACGACUGUUAGAAGGGGCAGAUGAGAAUCAUUCAGUGCAGCAAAAGUCCUUCAGAAACUUCUUCUUUCAACCUUGCAUUCUUGGGAAAGACUUGCUUGUGAUAAUUAAAUUCGGCCUUGUGCAAUAUAUGAUUCUGAAGACAGUUUGUGCUUUCUUAGCUUUCUUGUUGGAAAUCUUUGGUGUUUAUGGUGAUGGGGAAUUCAAGUGGUUCUAUGGUUAUCCAUAUAUGGCAGUGGUAUUAAACUUCAGUCAGAUGUGGGCAUUGUAUUGCCUUGUGAAGUUCUAUAAUGUAACUCAUGAAAGACUUCAGUCAAUAAAGCCACUUGCAAAGUUCAUCAGCUUCAAGGCCAUUGUUUUUGCCACUUGGUGGCAAGGUGUGGGUAUCGCACUAUUGAGUGCAUUUGGAGUGCUGCCAAAGGAGGUGAAAGUACAAGCUGGACUGCAGAAUUUCUUGAUUUGUAUAGAAAUGGCCAUUGCAGCUAUCGCUCAUGUGUAUGUUUUCUCGGCGGAACCAUACCAGUUCCUCCCUGUCUCCGAGAAUGGGAGAGUCACUACUAAAACAUCCAAAGAAGCACUGAAGUUAGAGAAAGGUCCUGAGGAGAAACCAGCCAUGCUUGAAAGGACAGAAACUAAGGUCAACGCUCCCGGAACAAGUGUCACCGAGAGUGUUCAGGACAUUGUUCUCGAAGGCGGUCAACAUGUUGUCAAAGAUGUUGUACUGACCAUUAAUCAAGCAAUAGGGCCAGUGGAAAAGGGUGUGACAAAAAUCCAGGAGAGGUUCCACCGCAAAUCAGUGAGUUCGGAUGGCCAAGAAGAAGAGUCAGAACUAGAAGUAGAGCAACACGUUGACAAUAAUCUUUAGAGAAAUUUAAAAGUUAUGUAUGCGUCUCCCUCAAUUUGAAUCUAAUCACAUUUUCUUCGGUAUCA
This is a messenger RNA of Juglans regia (Persian walnut), 1505 nucleotides long. Its product is annotated as protein LAZ1 homolog 2. The coding region runs from base 205 to 1440 and encodes 411 amino acids. The transcript has 9 exons. Lineage: Eukaryota; Viridiplantae; Streptophyta; Magnoliopsida; Fagales; Juglandaceae. Gene Ontology annotation, molecular function: transporter activity. The record is from RefSeq and is a predicted model, not a curated record. Gene Ontology annotation, biological process: transport.